AUGACCGAAAUAUAUGCUCACUUGAUUGUCGAUAAAGCUAUAGAUUCUUCGAAAGUAGAUCAACAAUCUAUCGAUCAAACCAACGAAUAUGUUCCUUUAUCUGAGGCAUUAGCUUCAUCGGUUAAGCGUCAACGUAAACCUAAAUAUACCACAUUGGAUGAUAUUAAGAAACAAAAUAGAUCUAAGUGUGAUGAGGAAUCGAGUGGAUUAGACUUAAAAUCUUCUCGAAAGGAAAAAUCAAAGAAACGGAAUCAUAAAGUUACUACUUCUGAACACGAUUCGACUUCACUUCUUAUCACUCAUGUUCCAGUUGAUAAAACCCAAACUUCUAGAGAAACGAACGAUCAUAUCAACCCUUCGAACUCGAUUCUUCCUUCUUGUAGUCUAGUAACUGACACAAAUGAAGAUCCCAACUUCGACCUUGGUGCGAAAUGGGCUGAUGAUCAAGCUCAGAUGACAAAACGUAGAAAGAAGAAUACGAAAACAUACUCCUUAGAGACGAAGAAAGUCGAAGAAAUCAAUUUGUUAAAAGAUUCUAUGGACAUAGCGGAUGACAAGAUCAGAGGUAUGAAUAUUGAUUCAUCUCGAUGGGUCAAUAUUUCUACAACGGCUCGAACGAUUGAACAACAAAGAACCAAACGAAAGAGAGAAGUCUCUGGAUCUCGAAAGACUGGAGAGGAUGAAAACGCUGCUUUGGAAGUCGUAAGGAAUGUUGAUCAAGAGGAUUCACAUGAGGUUGAGAAAAGGGUCAAGAAAAGCAAACGUGAUAGAAAAAAAUCAACGGUGUUAGGAGUUGAUAGUCAACAUCCAUCUAUGCAAAAGGGUAUUGAAGUUGAACCCAAGAGUUCAUUACCGCUCGCGGCAAUCGAUGGAUCUGAACUCCAACAAAAUGAGAUGUCCUCCAAACGUCCUGAAACAAGUGAAGAAUUGAUGACUGCGCGACCUCAGAAGAAGCGUGACAAGAAACUUCAAAAGAAUCUAGCUCAUGAAGAAACACAGACUCCUUCUCGUCAGCAAGCUAUUGGUCAACCUAUAGCUUUACCAUCUAACAACGACACCAUCGACACCAUUGCUAUCUCACCUUCGAUUCCUGGAGGCAAUGUAGGUCAAUCCGAAGAUUUGACUGUCAUCACUGACCGAAGGAAACGUAAAAAGAAGCGAGCUGGCGAACCGGUGGAACGAUCUAUUGGUACUGCGGCUGGUGGUGAUCCCAAAAAUCGGUCAACUGAUUCAGACGAACAUAUAAUGAUUGAUCAACAAGCUGGUGCAACGGAAGACUCCAAUGAAUCGAGCAGUCGCAAGAAAUCUAAAAAGAAACGGCGUGUUGAAACCGAUCUAUCUUCUCAAACGACAACCACCCAAGAUAAUCCUGCUGGUCAAGUUGAGUCACACAAGCUCAAGCGAAAAUCAUCAACUUUAGAAGGAUCUGAUGGGGUUAAAAAACGUAAGAAGAGACGAGGCCCUGAGAAGUCUGCCGGCGCUCUUUCCAAUGAUGGUAAUGAAGUGGUAUCUGAACCGACUCUCAAAGAUCAACCUGUCUCUCCUGUGAGCGAUAAAUGGGCACGCGAUAACCCAGUGCUUGUUGAUGCAACCAACAAACAUCUGAUAAGUCGACUCACAAAAUUCUCUGAGAACUGGAAGGAAAUGUUAGUUGGAUUAAAAAGGGACGAGAUCUUGACGAUGGCUUGGCUGACUCCACAACAGCUUCAGGAACUAGUCGACGUAUUUGGCUUCAAGUACAGACAAGGCCAAUAUAGCGCUAAAGAGAAGGCUGUGAUUUCUUCAACAAUAGCACUUUAUCAAAAGCAAAACAAUCUCACAGAUGAAGCGAUGAGAGAAUUGAUUAUACCAAGUCGUGUGGGUGUCAAGAUUGACAAAACAUCUGAGAAUUCGAUUUUCCGACAACUUGCAAGUCAAUUACCUGGUCGUUCAUUAACUUCGAUUUGGAAAACUGUGACUCGAGCUUGGGAAGUACAUAGUAAACAAGGAAGAUGGAAAAAAGAAGAAGAUCAACGAUUGAUUGAAGCUGUCACUCAACAUGGUAGGGCUUGGGUCAAAAUCUCACCUUAUGUAGGUAGAGCACCUAGUGAUUGUUUAGAUCGAUGGAGAGACAGCCUUUGUUUGAGAGAAACAAAGAGAGGUGGAAGUUGGACACAAGAAGAAGAAGAUCAAUUAGUGAUGAUUAUGAAGAGAUAUAUUAAGAAGAUGAAAGAUGAUGGUGGACUUAAAUAUGAAGGACUUUGGACACAAGUUAGUAUUGAGAUGGGUCAGAAACGAUCGCCUAAUCAGUGUGCGGUCAAAUGGCGAAUGGAAACAUCGAGAUGUACUGAUAAUGGUACAACAGUUGAGUUUGAAUUUGCUUACUACUGCUUUUUCUCACAAACUGAUGAAGCAGAAAAAAACUCUCGUAGAAUGGAUAAACAGGAGAUGGAAGAAGAUACGGGUUUUGAUUGGAAACUUUUGAUUCAUGAAGGAUGGGAUCGAUGGCCUGCUGAUAAGUUACGUCGUCGAUGGAGACAAAUCAAAAGAUAUUAUUUACGUAAAUAUCAUGAUUAUGAUGAAAAUCCAUCACCUUCAGCACAAGAGAUUAUGAAAGGGAUUUUAAAGAUUUGGAGUGAAAAGACUGAUGAAGAAUUAGAUAGAUCAGUACUUAGAAAAAGUGAAAUCAAAAUGAUCACAAAAAAAUCUACAGAAAACUUGAGGAAAAGAAAACCAAGAAGGAAAAAAGAAAAAGAAGUGAAUGAAGUUGAAGAAUUACAAGAAGAUGAAAUUAAAGAAUUGGAGGAUCAAGAAUGA
Messenger RNA from Melampsora larici-populina 98AG31, 2796 nucleotides. RefSeq lists its product as uncharacterized. The transcript has 5 exons. Gene Ontology annotation, cellular component: nucleus. Lineage: Eukaryota; Fungi; Basidiomycota; Pucciniomycetes; Pucciniales; Melampsoraceae. The record is from RefSeq and is a predicted model, not a curated record. Bases 1 to 2796 code for a protein of 931 amino acids. Gene Ontology annotation, molecular function: transcription cis-regulatory region binding; DNA-binding transcription factor activity. Gene Ontology annotation, biological process: regulation of DNA-templated transcription.